AUGCUGGCAAGCUGGGCUGCUAGCCACAGGGCGACUUUCCCUUCCUCCCUUGCCAGAAUGGAGGUCUCAGAGAGUGGAGGAAAUGGACCGUGCCAAGUGGAGAAAGUGGGCCCAGAAGCAGGUCAGACUAGAGAGAAGAUAAGCAUGGGAGACUGGAAUUGCCCAGCUGGGUAUGGCACAGCCAGCCAGGUAGAGAAUGAGUAUUUGCUCAGCAAGGUGAAGGAGGCAAUCCCCUUGAAGAACUGUUCGAGUACCAUACCAGCUGGACGUUUGCUCAUCUGCUACACUGACGGCCUUGAUCAGGACACCUUCAAAAUUUGCAAGGAGUUUCUGAGACCCUUUAAGAAAUCUCUUCGGAAACUGGAUUUGCCCCAAGAGCUUCCCAAGGACAAAAAACUGAAGUACACUAAGAAAAACUUGACCAUCCUGGGGGAUCACAUCAAUAUGUUUCUUCAGCAAUACUGCAAAUCCUGGGAACUCAAACACUGGAAGAAGAUGCUGUGGAGAUUUGUCUCUCUUUUCUCAGGACUUGAUGCCAAACACCUGCGCAAACUGUACAAAUACAGUAAGAGCAACCAAAUGGCGAAGUUUCUGACAUUGUACUGUAGCUCACAAAACCCCGAUUCACUUCCAAUACCCGAAAACACCAAGUUGACGAAGCUGUAUGAUGCAUGGGGCCUCCGUGGAGACAUAAAUAAUAUGCAAGGGAAGCGGAGUCAGAUCCAGUCACAGCCAUCACAAACGAGCCUACAAGGUGACUCAGAGGCAGCAAGUAUGACGAAGAAGAGGCUCUGUAAGACCACUUCAAAGACCAACAAACAGAGAGCACCUCAAACCCUGCACCAUCAGCAAGCCUCCUGGACAAAAAGCAUAGAAUGA
Messenger RNA from Trachemys scripta elegans, 879 nucleotides. RefSeq names its product chromosome 18 C17orf64 homolog (gene CHCT1). NCBI's taxonomy places the organism in Eukaryota, Metazoa, Chordata, Testudines, Emydidae. The record is from RefSeq and is a predicted model, not a curated record.